Molecule: messenger RNA, 1346 nt
Organism: Hippocampus comes (tiger tail seahorse)
Lineage: Eukaryota; Metazoa; Chordata; Actinopteri; Syngnathiformes; Syngnathidae
Gene: emp1b
Product: epithelial membrane protein 1
Exons: 5
Coding region: 128-616 (162 amino acids)
Cellular component (GO): plasma membrane
Source: RefSeq, a predicted model, not a curated record
GUGUGGACUUGAAAAAGAAGGUGGGGCAAAAGUAGGCGGACUGGUCGUCUCUCCUGUUCGUACUUUGCCAGGCUGAGUCUGAAAUUAGUGUUCGAGACAGACAGCCGUCAAACACGCCGCCGCCAUCAUGCUGAUUCUCCUCGCCGGCAUCUUUGCCCUGCACAUCAUCUGCAUCAUCCUACUCCUGGUGGCUACCAUCGACAAUGCUUGGUGGGUGACGGACACCCUAUCCACUGACGUCUGGGCCCGGUGGAUAUAUAUGAACGGACAGUGGAACUACACUGAUCUUCCAACAGGCUCCCAUUACCCACAGGACUACCUCCAGGCAGUGCAAGCCACCUCAGUGCUUGCCUGUAUAUUCUCCAUCCUGGGAAUCUUUGUGUUUGUCGCUCAGCUCUUCACUCUGAACAAAGGACAGAGGUUCACCAUCUCGGGGAUUUUCCAAGCCCUCGCCUGUCUCUGCAUCAUGAUCGCAGCCUCCAUCUACACAGACCGCUUCCAUCUCGACGAGAGCUUCGGCUCUUAUGGCCACUGCUUCAUCCUGGCAUGGAUCUCCUUUGCGCUCACAUUUAUCUCCGCCGUCACUUACUUUGUGCUACGCAAGAAGACGGCAUGAGAGGGAUACUAGAAAUAACACCAUCCAAGCAAAAAUGUUCGUCUGGAUCUAUUCUGUUUCGCAAAACGCUGAUCUUUAGUUACUGAGCAAGAGCAGAUUGCAACAUUCCACAAUGGCAGUAAAAUAGAGGCGCAACCAACUUAAGUUGUAAUGGAGUGGAAUUUAUUCUUUCCACACAGAGUUCGGCCUAAAUAUGCGCCACGUUGCUAAAAGAGAGAGUGAGAUCCAUCAUGAUUUUCAGCAACCCAAAAAAGUUUUAAAAAGUAAAAUCUGUGAUCUUCUUUGUACGUACUUUUAAAUAUGGAUAUAAGUGGAUUUAAAAAAAAAAAAGAAAAAAAAAGAGGGUGAGUCUAUUAUUUUUCAAGGUUUUUUUCCCCCCCACCAUUAUUUUAUUGUAAGUUUAUCAACUUCAAUUUGUGUAUUUUCGAUGGUCUUGCUAUAUGUUAAGCGUUACUAAAGAUUAUUCCGGUGCUGCCCCAGCAUGACGGCAUCAGUCCGUGUUGUAGAUUUAAGGACGACUCAAUGACAGGACGACGCAACGCUAAUAGAUUUUGAACAAUGAUGUCUGAAGGUUGUGCUUGUUUAGGAAUUAUUUAAUAUUAGAAAGCGUGUCGCAGUCAUCUUUUUAAAGAUACCAACUUUUCAAUCAUGUAAGACCCUUCUAAAUGACGUGUUUGUUUUAGUGCUUUCAAGAAACUAGAAACUGUUCGUAUUUUUGUUCCGGUAAAAA